AUGUCGCCGGCUCAAAGUACCUUUUUGGCCAUGGAACAAGGCAAGAUAUUAGUUAAAUGUGGAGGUUUUUCCACACAAUUGGCGAAGCAUGUUGGCAGUAAAAUAGAUGGAGAUCCAUUAUGGGGUUCUCGUUUUGACCAUGAAAAUCCUUCGGCCGUAGUGAGAACACAUUUGGAUUUUUUGGAAAAUGGCGCUCAGAUUAUUUUAUCAAACACUUACCAAUCGAGCGUUGAAGGUUUUAUGAAGCACCUGAAACUUAGCAGAGAAGAAAGUAUCGCUUUAAUGCGAAAAAGUGUUCAAUUAGCCAAAGAAGCUAGGGAGCAAUACAUAAAAAGUGUUGAGGAAAAAAAUGGUACUGCAGAAACGAUUCUAGUUAUGGGUUCGGUUGGACCCUAUGGAGCUAUGUUACAUGAUGGUUCUGAAUAUUGUGGCAGUUAUACCGAUAAAGUAUCCAAAGAAGAAUUUCAAAGUUUUCAUCGUGUACGCAUAGAUGCAUUGCUGGCGGAGCAGGUUGAUGGUUUAUGUGUUGAAACUAUACCUUGCCAGAAAGAAGCAGAGGCUGUUACAGAAAUGCUACUAAAGGAAUAUCCAGGUGUUAAGUUCUGGGUAUCGUUUCAAUGUAAAGAUGAUUUACAUUUGGCUCAUGGCGAAAAUUUUGCAAAUGCUGCAAAGGCUAUUUGGGAUAUGAUUAAAGAACAUCAUGGAGCCAAAGCCCGAGAUCAUAUCUAUGGAAUAGGUGUAAAUUGUCUUAAUCCCAAUUUUGUUGCUAACCUCUUCAAAUCCCUGCACACGCUUUUGGAUAACGAAGAUUUGCCGCCAUUGGUUGUUUAUAGUAAUAGAGGUGAAACGUAUGAUGCUGAUAAAGGAGAAUGGACCGGACGUGAUAAUUGCAUUCCAAUGGAAUCGUAUGUACCUACAUGGAUUGGUUUGGGAGCAUCAAUAAUUGGAGGUUGUUGUCGUGUUUAUCCCGAAGAUAUCCUACAGAUACGAAAAUGUGUUGAUAGUUUUGGAGAAUCUAGACCUAAGGGCCAAAAGAGCGAUUCAAUAUAUACACUAUUCCAAAAACUUAAAACUAACAAUGUAGCAUGUAGUAUAAAGCAUAAAAACAUGAACUCCAAACGAUUACUUGUAAAAGACGGCGGAUUCGGCACCCAAAUUACAAUACAUGUUGGUGAUGCAGUCGAUGGAGAUCCACUGUGGAGUGCACGCUUUAAUGCAACAAAUCCCACAGCUGUUAUUAAUACACAUUUAGAUUUUUUGCAAAAUGGUGCCGAUAUGAUAUUAACAAACACAUAUCAAGUUAGUGUAGAAGGCUAUGUCGAAUAUUUGGAAUUGGAUGAAAAACAAAGUGUGGAACUAAUAAAGAAAACUGUUCGCAUGGCUCAUAUUGCCAAGGAAAGGUUUUUAAAUGAAUCAUAUCAGGCUGGUUUGUCGGUUAAUGAAGGAUUCCCAUUGAUAGUGGCAUCAAUUGGACCAUAUGGCGCACAUUUACAUGAUGGUUCAGAUUAUACGGGGUCUUAUGCUGAUUUUCUACCGGCUAAAGUUAUAACAGAUUGGCAUAAAACCCGAAUCGAUGCAUGCCUCGAGGCCAAUGUUGAUGUUUUAGCUAUCGAAACCAUACCAUGUCAAAUCGAAGCUGAAGCUCUAACGAAAAAGCUUUGCGAAGAAUAUCCAGAUGUAAAAUUUUGGGUCUCAUUUCAAUGCAAAGAUGAUCAAACGUUGGCCCAUGGGGAAUAUUUUGUGGAUGCUGCUCUCUCUGUGUGGAAUAUUGUCAAGGAACAUAAUGCCACAGCCAAUUGCUUGGGUAUAGGUGUCAAUUGUGGUCAUCCGAAAUAUGUGGCAUCACUAUUGAAACCACUUAAUGGAGAUAAAAGCCGGAAGGAGCAAAUACCAUUGGUUGUCUAUCCGAAUAGUGGCGAAGUGUAUGAUGUCAACAAAGGAUGGAUGGGAAAGGAGCAUUGCAUACCAUUAGCUGAUUAUGUAAAAGAAUGGGUGCAAUUGGGAGCAACAAUUAUUGGUGGUUGUUGUCGUACAUAUGCACGAGAUAUACGGCAAAUAAAAGGGGUUAUUGAUGAUUUAAAUAAAGGAAAAUAG
Messenger RNA from Musca vetustissima, 2094 nucleotides. RefSeq lists its product as uncharacterized. Lineage: Eukaryota; Metazoa; Arthropoda; Insecta; Diptera; Muscidae. Gene Ontology annotation, biological process: S-methylmethionine cycle. The transcript is spliced from 8 exons. Bases 1 to 2094 code for a protein of 697 amino acids. Gene Ontology annotation, molecular function: S-adenosylmethionine-homocysteine S-methyltransferase activity. The record is from RefSeq and is a predicted model, not a curated record.